CUGUUCGUUCGUGCCUUCGGUUGCGAGAGGGUGGAUGGUUGGUUGGUUGGUUGCUUUGUGGAAAUAUGUUUGCUGGUAGUGGUGUGGUGCUGACGAUGGUGGUAGAUGAGUUGGUUGCUGCCUUUUACAGUUAAUUAACUAGGCCCUCGUGUGCUAAGGAAUUUCAAUCAGUUGUUUAGAUGUGCUGACAAAUUGCGCACACACACGCACGCGUUGCCAUUCAAUAAACAAACGGCACUUCCUUCCUUUUCCUCGCCUUCCGCAGUUCUGUGCUACACUUCAUUUAAAUUCGAUUCCUAUUACUCUGCACUCUUGUCUCUUCGCCUGAGUUGACAAUUAGACCAUCAAGUCCGCCGCCAAGUCAUUCAAAUCGGGGUAUAGCCGCGCGCAAGUGCAAAAUAAUAAAACAAUUUCGCUUUUCAUGCCAAAAGUGGCCCCGGUCGUUGGUCCUCUUAAAGUGUUUUCUCCUCAAGUGUUUGGUGCUUAUACUUAUUAGUUUUAUUAUACUUAUGCCACGAACAAAAGAAAAAGAAUAUUUGAAAAAAUAAAUACUGCAAAAAAGAAACACACAAUAAGAAUAAAGACGCGAUUAAGUGUUUGUGAUAAAUAUUUAUAACAAAACAAAAGACAACAACAACAAAAAUAAAAACAAUUUGCAAUCAAAAAUUAUGUUACAACAUCAACAACAGUCAUCACAAGUAGCUCAAGGUUACUACGAUUACAAUCAACCAAGUCCCGGGAGUAUAACCAAUCCCGAUUCGCUGAAUAAUACUCCAUUCUCAGUUAAGGAUAUAUUGAAUAUGGUCAAUCAAAACGAGGACUACGAAUCAUAUGGUACAAUGGAGAGCCCCUUACAGGCCAAUUCUGGAUAUUCAAACGACUACGAUACCCGCGGCUACGAUCCUUCCCACACUCUGUCACCCAUGGUGCCACAUGGUCAUCACUUACCGCCCACGGCUGGCGGUCCCUCACCGGCCCAGUUCUACUCCAGCUAUCAGGACUACAACACAACGCCCCUAAUCACACAUGCUACACAUGCCGCCACAACGACACAUCCUCACCAGGGCUAUCAAGGCUAUAACACUGCUGCCGUGGCAGCGGCGGCCGCUGCUGCUCAUCCCUACUAUGUUCCGCCCACAGCUACAUAUCAGCCACCGGGAUAUGCCGUGCAAACAACCCAAUCCCUGUAUCAUCAAUACAAUGGCUAUGGCACGGAUGCCUAUCAAUCGCAUGUUGCAGUGCAAAAUGGAACGACGGCAGCAACAACGAUUCCCUCACAUCACAUGUCUCACAUCGAUCUGACGCAGUCAAGUGUCAAAAGCGAAUAUGUCCCCACGCCAUAUGUGACACCUUCACCUACACUGGAUUUGAAUAGUUCAACGGAGGUGGAUUUGAAUACCCCCUCGUCGGGCCAAAAGAAAUCGCCGAUUAGUAACAAUCCACCGCCAGCCACGCUCCAGAGUCUUAUGGAAACGGCAAAUAACUCGAAUUCUUUGAGAAAUAUUUCAACGGGUCUACCAGCGGGACCAUUGUAUGAGCAGGCGUCAUUGGUGGCGAGAUCGGUGGAUUUGAAUAAAAGAAAUAUAUCACAAGUGACAUCCUCCAAAUCUGAACUACGUAAAAACGGUAAACCACGCUCCAAACGCAAGCCACGUGUACUGUUUUCGCAGGCCCAGGUUUUGGAGUUGGAAUGCAGAUUCCGUAUGAAGAAAUACCUCACUGGCGCCGAACGUGAAGCAAUUGCCCAAAAAUUAAAUCUCUCCCCGACCCAGGUGAAAAUUUGGUUUCAAAAUCGUCGUUACAAAUCGAAACGUGGUGAAAUUGAAGAACCGGCCUCUCUCAAGCACAAGGCUGCUGAAUUGCCGCCGCAAAAUGUUUCCAUGUGGGGUCAUGCCAAUCAUUUGAUGCAUCAAACGGCGACGGCGCAUUACAUGCACAGCCAUCCGCAUGCGCAGCAUACAAUGUAAAACAUUAAGCAAUAAUUAUUACAAAUUUAUUAUUAUUUUUUCGUUUUUUUUUUUAAUUAUACAAAAAUUUUAAAUUAUUUAUUAUAGAAAACAAUGUUUAAGAUUAACACAAAAAAGAGGAAGAAGAAGAAAACAAUUUAGUCAUUUUUUUGUUUUAUUAAUAGAUUAAGUAAAAAAAAAAAAAGAAAAUAAACAAAAAAACAAACAUUCGCCACUACCUAACACUACAAUACUCGUAGUCGAUCGAUUGUACCUCUCAUGAAUUUAAAACAAAAAGUAUAGCAACUAAUACAUAUUUUUAUAGUAUUUACUUUAGUUUAUGUAACAACAAUGUAAUAAAAUUAAUAUUUGAUAAACUACAACAACAACAAAAACAAUGUGUAUUAUGUAAGCCAACAAAGUGUGCCUAAAUAAAAUAACUAACAUUAAGCAACUACAAAUGUAAGCUAGUUUCGUCGUUCCAACGAUCGAUUAAACAAAAAUACUAAAAUGUAAUUUUUCCCAUUGUUAUUGUAAAUAUUAACAAAGCUCCGCCAACCCAUUACAUUACAACACACAUACACGUGUAGGGAUGUACGUAGACAUAGUUAUAGCUAGAAAUACACAUAUUUUCUCACAGAUGCUGAAGCAAAAAACAAAUGAAAAAUAUAGUCAUUAAAUAAAUAAUACAAAAAAGAAUAAAAAUAAAAUUUGAUAAGAGAAAAAAAGAGAAGAAAAAAAUCU
Molecule: messenger RNA, 2690 nt
Organism: Musca domestica (house fly)
Lineage: Eukaryota; Metazoa; Arthropoda; Insecta; Diptera; Muscidae
Product: muscle-specific homeobox protein tinman
Exons: 3
Coding region: 669-1967 (432 amino acids)
Biological process (GO): cell differentiation; regulation of transcription by RNA polymerase II
Cellular component (GO): nucleus
Molecular function (GO): DNA-binding transcription factor activity, RNA polymerase II-specific; RNA polymerase II cis-regulatory region sequence-specific DNA binding
Source: RefSeq, a predicted model, not a curated record